This is a messenger RNA of Lactuca sativa (garden lettuce), 2987 nucleotides long. Its product is annotated as Protein kinase superfamily protein. Gene Ontology annotation, cellular component: plasmodesma; plasma membrane. NCBI's taxonomy places the organism in Eukaryota, Viridiplantae, Streptophyta, Magnoliopsida, Asterales, Asteraceae. The record is from RefSeq and is a predicted model, not a curated record. Gene Ontology annotation, biological process: protein autophosphorylation. Gene Ontology annotation, molecular function: transmembrane receptor protein tyrosine kinase activity; ATP binding.
GAAACUACUCCAAAAUCAUUAUCCACAUUAACCAUCGUUUCUAUUGGUAUCUCUUAUUUCUUCAUAAACCCCAUGUGCAUCAUCACACUCAAUUGUCAAAACCCACCUUUUCACCCACCAUCCUUUUUUUUUUCAAUCUGUAUCAGCACAAACUUCCACUUCCCUUUCUAAAUUCUCUCCCAUACUCAAAUGAAUACGCUUCAAAUCUUCCCAUUCUUUGUCUAAUCGUUCCCCUACCUUAAGAAACCCACAAACUUUUCCAACAAAAAUGGCUACAAAGUUCGUCAGUUCUUACAUUCUCUCUCUAACUCUGUUUUUGUCUCUCGUCUUUGUGUUUUCCAUGGCUUUCACACCUCAAGACAACUUCCUCAUCAACUGCGGUUCAACCACAAACGCCAUGGUCGACGGCAGAGAGUUUUUGGGUGAUUCAAACAAACCCGGGUCGGAUUUUCUGUCUUCAGACAAAUCAAUCACUCUAUCAAACCCGAACCGAAAUUUAUCCGAGCUCUACAGUACUGCGAGGGUUUUCACUAGUCCGUCGACUUAUGGUUUUGGGAUCAGUAAACCCGGAACGCAUUUGGUACGUCUCCAUUUUUCUCCGUUUAAUUCUCAGAAUUUUAAACUCAGCAGUUCAAAUUUCAGUGUUUCAUUACAUGGGUCUUUGAUUUUGAACAAUUUUCGUACUGAAUUCACUAUUGUAAAGGAGUUUAUCCUCAUGGUAGAUGAAACUCACCUCGAUAUAAUGUUUGAUCCUUUGGGGAAAACCGGGUUUGCGUUUGUUAAUGCAAUCGAAGUGUUCUCUGCUCCAAUCGAUCUUAUCGUUGAUGGUGGAGCAAAGUCGAUUAAUGCCGAUGGAGUUCAAGAAUUCAAAAAUCUGUCAUCGCAGAUUUUAGAAACUGUUCAUAGAAUCAACGUAGGAGGCUCAAAAUUAACACCAUUUAACGAUACCCUUUGGAGGAAUUGGGUUCCAGACGAACAAUUUUUAGCUAUAAAGUCAUCUGCCAAAAUCGUCACCACCACACAGCUCCCAAAUUAUCAAAAGGGGGGCGCCUCAAAAGAAGUCGCUCCAGAAAAUGUUUAUAUGACUGCUCAAGAAAUGAACAGGGGAAACCUACCCAUGAAUUCCAUCUUCAAUCUCACAUGGGGUUUCCCAAUCGAUUCGACAAUUGGUGUUCGCCAUUUCGUUCGAUUACAUUUCUGUGAUAUCGUUAGUCUUUCAGUCAAUCAGCUCUAUUUCAAUGUAUUCAUCAACGGCUUCCUUGCUUAUAAAGAUCUUGACCUUUCAUUACUUUCGUUUCAUGUGUUAGCAUCUCCAUUUUAUGCUGAUUUUGUUAUCGAGUCGGAUCAUUCCGGGGUUCUUGCAAUCAGCGUUGGCCCGUCUGAUUUGAGUACAAGUUUGAGAAAAAACGCAAUCUUAAACGGGGUUGAAGUUAUGAAGAUUGUGAAUCCCGUAAGUCGGGAAUUCAGAUCGAAAAAGAAGCACAUUUGGAUUUUGAUACGUUUGAUCGUGGGAAUCUUAAUUCUUUUGUCUUCUGCAAUUCUCGCAAUCUUCAUUCUUUUGAAAUUAAGGAAGAAAAUUAAAAAGAAAACAAGACGUUCGGAAAGUAACGGUUGGACUCCAUUACGUGUUCAAGGAGGUAGCACACAUAGUAAAUUCUCAGAAGGAACACAUAAUAUUACCACCAAAUUAAAGAUCCCAUUUGUCGAUCUACAAUCAAGCACCAACAAUUUCGACAAAGAUCUAAUAAUAGGUUCGGGCGGAUUUGGUAUUGUUUACAAAGCAAUUCUUCGCGACAACUUUAAAGUUGCGGUCAAACGAGGUGUCCCUGGUUCCCGACAAGGUCUCCCGGAGUUUCACACGGAAAUUACAAUUUUGUCCAAGAUCCGACACCGCCACCUCGUGUCCCUAGUCGGGUUUUGUGAAGAACAAUCAGAGAUGAUCCUUGUCUACGAGUAUAUGGAAAACGGCCCGUUAAAGAAUCACUUAUACGGGUCGAAUUUGCCUCCAUUAUCAUGGAAGAAAAGGCUUGAAAUAUGUAUUGGGGCGGCCCGCGGGCUUCAUUAUCUUCACACGGGUUCGGCCCAAGGGAUUAUUCAUCGUGACGUGAAGUCGACAAAUAUAUUGUUAGACGAUAAUUUCCUCGCAAAAGUAGCAGAUUUCGGGCUUUCCAGAUCCGGCCCGUGUUUGAGUGAGACUCAUGUGAGCACGGGCGUGAAGGGUAGUUUCGGGUAUUUGGACCCGGAGUAUUUUCGGAGACAACAACUUACGGAUAAAUCGGAUGUUUAUUCUUUUGGGGUUGUGCUUUUUGAAGUGCUUUGUGCCCGACCCGCGGUUGACCCGUUGGUGGGCCGGGACGAGGUGAAUUUGGGGGAGUGGGCGGUUCAAUGGCAGAAAAAGGGUUUGCUUAAACGGAUUGUGGACCGUCGGAUCGUAGAUGAGAUAAAACCGGAGUCAUUGAAAAAGUAUGGGGACACUGCGGAAAAAUGUUUGGCGGAUUAUGGUGUUGAUAGACCGACUAUGGGUGAUGUGUUGUGGAACUUGGAGUAUGCACUUCAGCUUCAACAAACCGAAGCCAUAACCGAAACCGUGAACCCAUCGGAUGUGGGUCAGACCGGUGCACCGGAAAUUGUAGCCGGUGUGGGUGUGGGUGUGGGGUCUAGCAAUGGUGAUGGUUCGCUUUCGGGCAUAAGAACAAGCCAAGUGUUUUCCCAGUUGGUGACCAAUGAUGGUAGGUGAGGGAAGAAAUGGGCAGUGGGCCUAGAUAAUGAAGGGUUAAAAUGACUUUUUAGUGUGUGUUUUUGUUUGGUAGUGAAUGAUGAUAGUGAUACCAGCGAUGCUAGAAAGCCUUGUGACAUAAAUGUCGAUGGGAAUUCACAUUGUACAACUCUUGAAUAUAUCCGAAGCUACUGUUGAUGCUUAAUGUAAUAACUACUGGUUUUCAAAUUAUUGACAAACCGGUUAUAUAUUAAUUUUAUUAUUAUUAUUA